Nicotiana attenuata is the source of this 726-nucleotide messenger RNA. RefSeq lists its product as uncharacterized. The coding region runs from base 1 to 726 and encodes 241 amino acids. NCBI's taxonomy places the organism in Eukaryota, Viridiplantae, Streptophyta, Magnoliopsida, Solanales, Solanaceae. The transcript has 2 exons. The record is from RefSeq and is a predicted model, not a curated record.
AUGGUAAUCAUCUUAGUGUAUGUAGAUGAUCUCCUCAUAACUGGGAAUGAUCAGAAGAUGAUUUCAAAAGCCAAAGAAAUAUUGCAACACAACUUCAAGAUCAAGGACCAAGGAGAAUUGAGGUCCUUUCUUGGAAUUGAGAUAGCAAGAUCCAAACAAGGGAUCUUCAUAAAUCAGAGGAAAUUUGCACUAAAAUUGAUCAGUGAACUUGGCCUGACAGGAUCAAAACCAGCAAGCACACCAAUGGAACUACAUGUACUUAGUCAGUUCAUGCAUUGUCCUAAAAGAUCACAUAUAGAUGCAGUAGUUGAAGUGGUCAAAUACAUAAAAGGUGCUCCAGGACAAGGACUGCUAAAGAGCUCAAACCAGUCAACGAAACUUAUUGCAUUCUGUGAUACAGAUUGGGCAUCAUGUCCAGUUUCAAGGAGAUCAGUGACAGGAUAUGUAAUGAAGCUAGGAGACUCCUUGGUGUCAUGGAAAUCAAUGAAGCAAUGCACAGUGUCACGAAGCUCAGCAGAAGCUGAGUAUAGGAGUAUGGCAGCAGGGGUUUCAGAAAUUCUAUGGCUAACUGCGCUUUGCAGAGAAUUGGGUGCAGAAGUUGACUUACCAAUUGAACUAAACAGUGAUAGUAAAGCAACAAUUCAAAUUGCUGCGAAUCCUCUAUUCCAUGAACAAACAAAAGACAUAGAAAUAGACUUGCACUUCAUUAGAGAAAGGAUUCAAUAA